This is a messenger RNA of Lasiodiplodia theobromae, 1521 nucleotides long. RefSeq names its product Glycoside hydrolase protein. The transcript is spliced from 2 exons. Gene Ontology annotation, cellular component: extracellular region. The coding region runs from base 1 to 1521 and encodes 506 amino acids. Gene Ontology annotation, biological process: chitin catabolic process; carbohydrate metabolic process. Lineage: Eukaryota; Fungi; Ascomycota; Dothideomycetes; Botryosphaeriales; Botryosphaeriaceae. The record is from RefSeq and is a predicted model, not a curated record. Gene Ontology annotation, molecular function: chitin binding; chitinase activity.
AUGAAGUUCCUCUCCGCCGCGACGCUGCUGGCCGCGGCCACCCAGCUCGCAUCUGCGCGCUACAUCAUGUACGCCGACGAGUGGCACUUGUCGGACCUGGGCAACCGGACCACCAACGCCGGUAUCGACACGGCCAUCAUGGCCUUCGUGUCGACCAACGACUUCCUCACCGAGGAGGGCGGCACCUUUGAGCUGUUCGAGCCCGUCGAGACCUUCCGUGCCCGUUUCGACCCCGGCGUCAAGGUCCUGGCUGCCAUCGGCGGCUGGAACGAUGUCAACUACACCUUGACCAUGAAGGACGAGGCCGCUCGCACCCGCUUCGCCAACAACUGCAAGAAGCUGAUCGAGAAGUACAACCUGGACGGCAUCGACAUCGACUACGAGUACGUCGGCGGCAACGGUGCUGACUACAAGACUGUGCCCAACACGGAGAAGGUCUGGGAGAUCGACGCCUUCCCGCUGCUGCUCGAGGCCACCCGCAAGGCCAUCGGCCAGGACAAGCUUCUGUCGAUCGCCGUCCCCGGUCUUGAGCGCGACAUGAUGGCCUUCACGGCCGACACCAUGCCCAAGAUCGUGCCCCUGGUCGACUGGUUCGGCAUCAUGACCUACGACUUCAUGAACCGCCGCGACAACUUCACCAAGCACCACACCGACCUGGUCGGCUCGCGCGCCUCGAUCCAGCGCUACCUCGACCUCGGCCUGCCCGCCUCCAAGGCCACCCUCGGCUUCGCCUUCUACGCCAAGUACUUCACCAUCGACCCCAAGUCCAACUGCGCCCAGGAGCCCCUCGGCGAGAGCUGCAAGACCGUCGCCCUCGAGCUCGCCGACGGCUCCGACAACGGCCUCUCCGGCGCCCUGACCUUCGAGCCUUCCAGCAAGCCCACCACCGCCCCGACCAACCUGACCGAGAGCCCCGACGGAACCUGCGGCGGCACCACCGGCUACAAGUGCAGCGCCGGCAACUGCUGCAGCUCUGGCGGCUGGUGCGGCAACAGCGAGGCUCACUGCGGUCUCUCCUGCCAGGCGGGCUGGGGCCAGUGCAACGGCCUGACGGCCAUCCAGUCGUGGCAGAACGCCCUCGCCAAGCCCGUCGUCGACGAGGCCAACGGCGGCCACUACUUCCUCGACCGCAACGCCUCGCUCUUCUGGACCUGGGACGAGCCCGUGCACAUCGAGCGCAAGUUCGACGAGAUCGUCGACGUGCUCGGCGUCGCCAACGUCAUGGCCUGGUCGCUCGCCGAGGACAGCCUCGACUGGCGCCACCUCUUCGCCAUCCAGGACGGCGUCAAGCAGCACUGCCUGUCCGAGAUCGAGGGCUUCAACGACGCCGCCUGCGCCGCCAAGGAGAACACCACCACCACCUGGACCACCAUCUCCAAGGAGGCCCUUUCCCGCGCCGUCGAGUCCUACAAGGGCGGCGCUUACUACCGCAACACCCCCCACUUCUACGCCGCUCCCGUCCAGCCUCGUGGCCUCCCUGCUAGCUUCGCCGAGGUCAACGCCCACGGCCACAGCAUCUGA